AUGAAAGUUUUGUUUUUUCUUUGUUCCUUUUUUCUACAUUUAAUCUUGGCGAAUAAUGAGACUUUGAAAGUUCGCCUAAAUUAUUCGGUUUUCAAGUUUUUCAGCAAAGAUGGGCAUCAUGUGGUAAGCAAAUUUUUGUUGAUUUUUAGAGCUUUUCAAUAAAAAUCUUUAAUUCUAGGUUGAUGAGGAGAUUCCGAAUAUAACCAUACCGAAUAUCACAGUUCCAUUCUCGACUUCUGUUGGAGAUGGAAUUGUGAGCACUGAUGUUUUGAAAAUUGAGAAAUUCAAAACACCGGAUAUUGAAUUCGAAUUAUCCGAAGAGGGAAUAAGUUGGCAGAGCAAAUAUGGAGCUGUGAAAUUGAAUGGAUUAUGGGCGGCACAAUUUACAGAAUUAGUGACUGUGAGAGAUAGUGGAUGGUUGACUGCAAUUGCAAGUGAUAUUCGGAUGAAUAUAUCGGCUUCGGUUUUUGAAUUGGAUGGGCAACCACAGAUUCGAAUUGGAAAUUGUAGUGUUGAGAUUGUGCAUUUGCAUGUUGAGUUAGUUUUUUUUUGGGGAAUUCGAUGGAUUUCAAACAAUACUUGAGGAAUUUUUUUCAUUUCUGACCUAUUUGUUUUUUGAACGAAUUUUUAUUAAAAUAUUUAUAGAUUUAGGAUUAAAUAUAACAUUAUUAAAAAAUAUUAUUUAUUGCCAGCCUAGAUUUUUUUUUGAAAAUCUGUCAAUAUUUUUCAAUCUUUUAUUGACAGAUUUUCGAAAAAAUUGUGUUUUUCAAUGUUGUUUCACAACAAAAAAGGAAUUUAAACACACAACUUGGCUUUCCUUGGAAUUCAGAGUUGUUUUCACCAUUUCUACUUAACUCCAUCGUUUUCAGCGUAAAAUUUCACCCCGUAUACAUUUUUUAUUGACAGAUUUUCGAAAAUUUAAAAAAAAAACGAAGAAAAUGAUGAAAUUUCCCUCACAAAAAAAAGAAGAAUAGGCUCCGCCAUGUGUUCCUCGCUGCAGCGCGCAACCAGUGAAGUGUCGAUGAAUGACCACAUGUAAAUAGACGCCUGCUGUUUUCUCUCCAUCGCUUCUUCGGCUUAUUAGCUAAGAUCAAAGUGUAGUAUCUGUUCUUAUCGUAUUAACCUACGGUAUACAUUCGAAUGAAUGUAAUUAAGGUUAUAUGAUUUUUGGAACCUAGGAAAGACUCGGGGCUUGCUCCGACUUUCCAAGGGUCGUCUCAGCGUUGCACUGCUGCUGAGCUCGGCCCAGUCCCCGAGGGGACAAAAAAAAAAGAAAAAUGUAAUGAAAAAGAGAGGAUUUCUGAUGGCCUUUUGUUUCAAACAUUCAUUCCGAAAAAUAACAGACUGAUUUUAACCCAAAAUAAUGUUUUCCAGAAUUGGUGGAAGUGUUCUUUCAUGGCUUGUCAACCUCUUCCGCUCUCCACUUUCCUCAUUACUCAAAGAUGUAAUUCAUUCUCAAGCUUGUGCUGCAACACGUGGAAUUCUAAUCGAUCAAGCCAAUCAAUUCCUUCAUGAUCUUCCAACUCAUAUUGACAUCGGAAAGAAUUUCUAUGUCGAUUAUUCUCUUCUCAAAAAUCCGAUUUCAACUCGAAAAUACGCGGAAUUCGAUUUAUCUGCUGAUAUAAUUUAUGGAGAAACUAGUAAAUGUCACGCAAUAAAUCAAAAAAAUUGGACAAAACCUGCUGGAAAGAAUACUGGAAUGGUUACAACAUGGGUUUCGGUUUCAAUUCCAAAUUGUUUGAUCGAAUCAGCUCAUAAUAAUAGUUUGGUUAAAAUUAUAAUUUCAAAAGAUUUACCAAUUGUUCAAUCAUAUCUUCAAACAACUUGUGGAAUAUUUUCAAUUUGCAUCGGAAAAUUCUUCGAAAAAUUGCGAACUUCUUAUCCAAAUCAAUAUAUCGACUUAUUUUUCCAUACAUAUUCUACACCAUUUUUCACAUUCUCCAAACUCAAUGGAGUUAUGCUAAAUAUGAGUUUAGCUGUAGAUUUAUACAUAAAUCCAAUGCAAAAAACAUCGAAGAAUAUUCUGGCGAGAUUGAUUGUUGAAACAAUUUCAGAUGUUGAACCAUAUUUGGAAAAAUCGAGAAUAUUUGGAAAUAUUCGAAAUUUCACGAUUGAAACUCGCGAAGAUUUUUCGAAUAUUGGCGAUGUUUCAACGAGGUUUUUAUCGACUUUUUCAUCGAUUUUAUCAAUGACUGCGAAACAAGCUGUGAGAAGUAUUCUUGCACUUGGAAUUCCAAUUCCUUCUUUUGAUAAUGUCACAUUAGCUGGUGAGUUAGCGAAACUUUUUUGAUUGAAAAUACGAAUUCCACAACAUUGAAAACAAUACCGAAAUCAAAGAUUUCCGAAAAUCCUUGUUAGCAAAUUUAUAGAGCUCCAAAGCAUUUUGAAAAUGCUUUCACAUUUUUUCGAACAUAACGGUGUUCAGAACAUCCUGGAACUCGUGUUCAAAAUUUUUCGGAGCUCCAUAAACAUGCUCACAGGGUCUUUUUUGUCAAUUUUCGAAUUCGGGUUCGUUCUCAUCAUUAUCUCAUCCAAUAUUUUUUGCAGACACUUCUCGAAUUGAUAUUUUCGAUGAUUUUGUUCUUCUCAACGUCGACUUGAAAUAUAAUUAA
Molecule: messenger RNA, 2612 nt
Organism: Caenorhabditis angaria
Lineage: Eukaryota; Metazoa; Nematoda; Chromadorea; Rhabditida; Rhabditidae
Source: the annotation of a GenBank genome assembly